Messenger RNA from Patiria miniata (bat star), 4736 nucleotides. Its product is annotated as valine--tRNA ligase-like. Gene Ontology annotation, biological process: valyl-tRNA aminoacylation. The transcript has 25 exons. Bases 116 to 3352 code for a protein of 1078 amino acids. The record is from RefSeq and is a predicted model, not a curated record. NCBI's taxonomy places the organism in Eukaryota, Metazoa, Echinodermata, Asteroidea, Valvatida, Asterinidae. Gene Ontology annotation, cellular component: cytosol. Gene Ontology annotation, molecular function: aminoacyl-tRNA deacylase activity; ATP binding; valine-tRNA ligase activity.
CAAUAUGGCGGCGCCCAUGGUGCGGCAGGUAGCUCAAAUUUAGUUGGCCAAUUCCUCCUUUUUGUACGCAAAUUGAGCACACACUGCUUCGAAAAUAGCUUUUGCUAAAGACAUAAUGUUUCGGUCAUGCACUGUAGCUAAAUUAAUAUUCAUAAAUUAUCGAUUUGUACCAAAGAAGAGCGUCUUGUUUGAGAGACAUGAACUCAUCCGGCGGGCCGUCGCCGUUGUCGGCUACGCCAGCAAAGCAGGCUCCGGCAGCAGUGUUCAACAUGUUCAAAAAGACAAGAAAUCGGAAAGGAUGCAAGGGAAGUUGGAAAAGAUGCGCAGACGACAACAGAGACAGGAUCAAAUUGAGUCCUCAAAUGUUAAGAUUAAAACCAAGCAGAGCAAAUCUUGGCAACCCAAGGAGGUCGUUACCUAUGAUAUACCAACCAUGCCUGGUGAAAAGAAAGAUACCAGCGUGCCUCUGCCAGAUUCCUACAGCCCCACGUAUGUUGAAAGCUCAUGGUAUGAGUGGUGGGAGAAGAUGGGCUUCUUCAAACCAGAGUACAGGGCCAGUGGGAGUGCUGACAUCAAGCCUUACGUCACCUGCCUGCCUCCUCCCAAUGUGACAGGCACACUGCAUCUUGGCCACACGCUCAUGGUAGCUAUUGAAGACAGCCUAGUCCGAUGGCACAGGAUGAGAGGGAGACCGACGCUGUGGAUACCAGGCAGCGACCAUGCCGGCAUAGCCACCCAGAUCAUGGUGGAGAAGUCACUCUGGCAAUACCACCAGAAAACCAGGCAUGAUCUAGGCCGGGAAAAGUUCACGGAAGAAGUGUGGAAGUGGAAGAAGGAAAAAGGAGAUGAGAUUUACCGACAGCUGAAAAAGCUUGGUGCCUCCUUGGACUGGGACAGGUCAAAGUUCACCAUGGAUGAGGACUAUGCUCGCGCAGUGAGGGAGGCCUUCAUACGACUCCACGACCGAGGGACCAUUUACCGCAGCACCCAGCUAGUCAACUGGUCCUGCUCCCUCAAGUCAGUCAUAUCCGAUAUCGAGGUUGAGACCAAAUCCAUAGAUGGCAGAAAAGCAUUGCCGGUACCUGGGUAUGCAGACCCUGUGGAGUUUGGUACCCUGACUCUGUUUUCCUACCCUGUACAUAAUUCAGACGAGAAAAUCACCGUGGCAACCACCCGCCUAGAGACGAUGCUAGGAGACACGGCAUUGGCCGUUCAUCCCGACGACACGAGGUACCUCCAUCUGAUUGGGCAAACCGUGGACCACCCCUUUAUGAAGAGGUCUCUGCCAAUCGUAGCAGACCCUUCGGUAGUCCGAGAGUUCGGGACGGGGGUUGUAAAGAUCACGCCCGCCCACGACUUCAGAGACUACGACUUUGGCCAGCGUCACAACUUGCCGUCCGUCACUGUCAUUGAUGACACUGGUCGCAUGACAGACGACUGCAAAAAAUUCAAGGGCAUGAAACGUUUUGAAGCGCGGAAGGCCGUGGCAGACGCUUUGAAAGAGAAGAAGUUGUACGUGGAGACCAGGGAUCACCCGAUGGACGUUCCACUCUGCAGACGAUCCAAGGACAUUGUUGAACCCAUGCUUAAGACCCAGUGGUUUGUGGAUACGAGCAAGAUGGCUCAGGACGCUGUCGCAUCAGUCGAGACCGGCGAACUAAAGAUUGUCCCUGAAGCACACAAGAAAGUGUGGUACAGUUGGCUGAAAAACCUCAGAGAUUGGUGCAUUUCUCGUCAGCUGUGGUGGGGCCAUCGCAUUCCGGUCUAUCACAUGACCAUCAAAGAGGAAAAUCACAGUCAACAAAUGGAAAAUUGCUGGGUCGGUGCCCACACAGAGGAAGAAGCUAUCGCAAAAGCAGCUCUGAAAUUCCAAGUUCCUGUUGAGAAAAUAGAAGCAAUGCAAGAUCCUGAUGUUCUAGACACGUGGUUCUCUUCCGCCCUGUUCCCGUUUGCUGUUCUCGGCUGGCCAGAUGAGACGGCAGAUUUGCAGCGCUACUUCCCGACGACCAUGCUGGAGACCGGGCAUGACAUCCUGUUUUUCUGGGUGGCUCGUAUGGUGAUGAUGAGCGGGGAACUCAUGGGGAAAUUGCCGUUCACGGAGGUUUAUCUGCACUCUAUGAUCAGGGAUGCCCACGGACGCAAGAUGAGUAAAUCACUGGGCAAUGUCAUCGAUCCGCUAGAUGUGAUCCAUGGAAGCUCCUUAGAGGAUCUCCACAAGAAGCUGAUGUCUGGUGUCAAGUUGGACGAGCCAGAGCUGAGCAUAGCCCUCAAGGGUCAAAGGUCAGAUUUCCCCAAUGGGAUACCAGAGUGCGGGACGGACGCGCUGAGGUUUGCGUUGUGUACCUACAAGGCACAAGUUGAGGAUCUGAAUCUUAAUAUCGACACCGUUUUGGAGUAUCGUCGUUUCUGCAACAAGAUCUGGAAUGCAACAAGGUUCACAUUGAGUCGACUGGGCCAAGACUUCACCCCUCUCCCGCUUCCUGAGAUUGCCUCUGAGUUACGGCCCAUGGAUUGCUGGGUCUUGAGCAAGCUAUCAGUCGCUACGGAUGUCUGUAACAAGGCUUUAGAAGGCUAUGAGUUCCCAACUGCCACAAGCGCUGUACACCAGUUCUGGAUACAGGCCUUCUGUGAUGUCUACUUGGAAUCUGUCAAGGGUGUCUUAGCCUCCGCAGACCAGCCGUCAGUCUUAGCAGCCCAGCACACCCUAUACCACUGUGUGCAUGCCGGCCUACGCCUCCUCAGCCCGUUCAUGCCUUACCUGACUGAGGAGCUGUAUCAGAGACUACCAAAGGUCAAAGGUGACAACUGCCCCAGCGUGUGCGUGGCAGAGUAUCCAGCCAGUGAUCAUUUUCCAGCUAGAGAUGUGGAACUUGAGACAGACGUUGAGUUGGUUACGGAGGCCGUUCACACCAUGCGCUCCCUCCAGAAGGAGUUCGGCAUCAAGAUGGCCAAGGCCUCAGCUCAAAUUGUUUCUAAUGAUAUCGCAACUCAAAACGCGCUGGAGAGGUUUUCUGAUACUAUCACGUCCCUGUCCCGCUGUUCGGAUGUGGCUGUUACAACAGUCCCACCACCUCCCUCCGGCUGGGUGUAUGGUUUGAUGAACGAUCGAGGCACGGUGUAUAUCAGUAUAAAGGACUCGGUAGAUGUGCAAGAGGUAAUGCAUAAACUUAGAGCUCGAAGCAAAAAGCUGCACACGCAACUUGAGAACCACCAGAAUUCAGCUGAUGGCGACAUUUGCAGCGAGAAAGUACCGCUUAAAGUCCAAGAGGCCAAUAGACAAAAGACACAUCGUUUGCAGUCGGAGUUGCAGAAAUUGGAGGACACAAUGAAACAACUGGCAGAUGCCAGCUGACAGUGUGAAGACAGAUGACCACCAUUUUGAUUUUUUUUUAAUUAGACAUCUUUAAAACUUGGGUUUUUUUUAACAGCUUGGACCAUUUAAGCUUGUGCUUUUGAUGUCAUAUACAUUUGUUUUUACUUCGCCAUUAGCGUGACUGGAAAAUCAACUCUGUGUGAUUUAAACCUGUGAUAGUGAACCAUAUGAUGCAUAUAUAACUCAGUCUAUAUACGAAAGGCAAUGACAUUUAUUGGUAACUACGCAAAGUAAAACUGGUUCCUUAUUAUGAGUGCAUAUGUCCCUGUGGGAGAUUCACAGGCUACCAGUCAAAGGCACCACGUAGAAAUGUUUCACUCUCAACAAAGGCAAAAUGUCACAGUAUAAAACUUAAUAUGCCCCAGUUCCUGAAAUUGGCAUAAACACACUGUGGUUGCCUGAAGCAACAUGCCGAAAAAAAAUUGUUCAAAAUCCAUAUAUUUUAGAACAUUUCUAAUUUUGUCAUAUUAUCUGCUGAAAGGUUAUAUUUAUUUUUACACUAUUCAAGUUUUAAUAAAACUUAGUGACUCGCUCUCACAAAAGAACAUUUUCACUCAUUCUAAUAAGUAAGGGAAAAGUUGUUUUGAAAAUGAUUUUUCACCAAAGCAAACAGUGAGUUUGUGGGUUGACUUGGUCAAGAGCAAAUAUAUUUUUGAGGUCUUGGCAAACUUUUAUCGAUCGGCUGAUCUGCUGAAUGCUAAGCAGAAAAUGUUGCUUAGCCAAGUUAAAUUAAGCACAAAGCAAAAAUCAGGGCCCAAUUUUCAUGGCUUGCUAACCACAGAAUUCCGCACUUACGAUCAUCAUUUUGUGCUAACCGCGCUAUAAAAAUUCUGUGCUAAAUCUGUAAGCACAGAAUCCUUAGUUAGUGGAUGUAUGCAUGUGCAGCAGCUGACAUUCCUCGCUAACCCGUGAAAUAAGCUUACCUUAAGCAGGGAAUGUUCUGCUUCAGUAAGCAGGGAUGUUUCGCUAUAAGCAGGGCCACGAAAUUGGGUCCAGGAGAGAGCAAGAAAGUCAUAAGAAUCAAUUUCCUUCACUGGGCUUGUUUUUAUGGUAUCUGUUCUUGUACAGAAAACUUUUUUGGUAACUUUUUUUGAUGGAAAGAGUGCUUCUGAGCCUUGUUCUGAUAAGCAGCUCAGUGGGGAAAAGUAUUUGUGCAAUUAUUGUGCCAUACAGCAAAAAUCCAGUUUUAGUGAUUUGAAAGUUACUUUUGAUGCAUAAAAUGCAUUUUGAUUCGUUGUCUCCAUACAGUUUGUCAAACCAAGUUGUGACAUAUUCACUAAAAUAAUCUGAACUUUUGGAGUUUCGGCUGGUUGGUGACAUUUGAUAAUAAAAUGUUGAAUAAAACCAUUGAUUGCUAUAAUCU